GCGCCGGUGUAACACGUUGCGACCGGCCGUGUGUGUUGUGUCUGUACACGCGUUAGGUUACGUUAGAAAAUAUCGUUGUUAAAAUAGGUUCGUUUUGAGUGAUUUAUCGUACGUAUAUUUGCGUUAAAGAUUGUACGAAUAAAUGAGUGUUGGUAAUAUGGAGACGGUGGAUACGUGUUCGGAGAGGAAUCGUCUUGAUGUUCUGUCGAUGAUGGUCGAAGGAUCUACGGACAUGCGCAGCAACGGUGCUGCCGGACACGAAACGUGGUCGAAAGGUUUAUACAAAAACGAUGAACUUGAGUUUCAACUUGAUUUGGUCAAACUCGACAAGAGCCACAAUGGCAAACCUUCGAAGGUUGUACACAUCAGAAAUAUACCGAACGAGGUAUCCGAGGCUGAGAUCAUUCAUUUGGGUUUACCAUUUGGUCGCGUCACCAAUGUACUCGUUCUCAAAGGAAAAAAUCAGGCAUUCCUUGAAAUGGCUGACGAGAGUGCGGCUGCAACGAUGGUCACGUAUUAUGCCUCGUGCAUAGCACAACUUAGAGGCAGAGCCGUUUACGUACAGUUCAGCAAUCAUCGUGAAUUAAAAACGGAUCAGCAGGCGCACAGCAACAACGCGGUCAGUAGCCCUACAAAUGAUGAGGCCAACACAUCUAAAAAUUCGAACAAUCAAGUUGCUAUACCAGGACAAAAUCAAGUUUCCUCGCAAGCUGAAACGCAGGGUGGACCGAACACAGUUUUGAGAGUUAUCGUCGAACACAUGAUUUAUCCCAUUUCCCUCGACAUAUUGUAUCAGAUAUUCACGCGUUUUGGAAAGGUCCUGAAGAUCGUCACCUUCACGAAGAACAGUUCCUUCCAGGCUCUAAUACAGUAUGCGGAUAUGGUCUCGGCACAAACCGCUAAAUUCUCACUCGACGGACAAAAUAUAUAUAAUUCCUGCUGCACGUUACGCAUCGACUAUAGUAAGAUGCAAAAUCUUAACGUGAAAUACAACAACGAUAAGUCGAGAGAUUACACAAAUCCGAAUCUUCCUACUGGGGACGCAAAUAUCGAUGCUGCAUCUUUGGCCUUGGGCGGUGAAUUAUUGCCGCAAAUACUGAUGGGUGCUGGAUCACAACCACGUGCUAGAAUACCCGAAGUAAAAAGAAGAGGAUCAGUAUUAACGGAACAAAUUGAUGAUGAUAACUAUGAAUCGAUUGCAGGGGCACCGGGUGUUCUACCCACGCCCUUUGCGGCUAUGCACGGCCUACCAUCGCCCUUGGGAGGCCCUUAUAAUGGCGUCCCACCGACCGGAGGUCUCGGAGGUCUUGGUGGUUUUCCCAUUGGGGCUGGUGCUCUUGGUGUACGUGUACCAGGAGGUGGACAAUCCUCGGCAGUAUUGCUCGUUAGCAAUCUCAACGAGGAGAUGGUCACGCCUGACGCUCUCUUUACCCUGUUUGGUGUUUACGGGGAUGUACAGCGUGUGAAGAUUCUCUACAACAAAAAGGACUCGGCCCUGAUUCAAAUGGCCGAACCUCAUCAAGCGCAUUUAGCAAUCACUCAUAUGGACAAGUUAAGAGUAUUUGGCAAGCAGAUCAAAGUUGUACUCAGCAAACAUCAAACGGUUCAAUUACCGAAGGAAGGACAACCGGAUGCAGGUCUCACCAAGGAUUACACGAGCAGUCCUCUUCAUCGAUUCAAAAAGCCUGGCUCGAAGAAUUAUCAAAAUAUUUAUCCACCGAGUUCGACUUUGCAUUUAUCAAACAUUCCAGCUACGGUAACAGAAGAAGAGAUAAAGGAUGCCUUUAGCAAAAAUGGAUUUAACGUCAAGGCCUUCAAAUUCUUUCCAAAGGACAGAAAGAUGGCUCUAAUUCAGUUACUUAAUAUGGACGACGCCGUGGCCGCUCUCAUCAAAAUGCACAAUUAUCAGCUGAGCGAAUCCAAUCAUCUUCGAGUAUCAUUCUCAAAGAGUAACAUCUAACAAGAGACACUGCUUAGCUAGCAGCAGUGGUUCCAGCCCUACGCCCUUGUCCACUAUUGGUGAUCCAACGUGCUCUAGCGAUUAUAAUAUAAACGGCCUGUCAGCCUGCUCUGCUCGUCCCUUUAAAGUUGCGAGGUCAAUGACUGUUAUUAUAAUAUCUGUGUACAUAAGACGCGCAAAACCCCAUUUGAAGAAGAAAGAAAGAAAGAAAGAAAGAAAGAAAGAAGCAAAGAACGUGCAAAAACGAAGAUUAAGGAAGAUGUGAAGAUAUGAAGAAGAUGAAGAGACAGAUGACGAGAAGAGGGAUGAAGGUUAGAUAUGAAGAAGAAAAUAAAGAAAAAAAAGAAGAAGAAUGAUCAUGAUGAUGAUAAUGAUGAUGAUGAUGAUGAUGAUGAUGAUGAUGAUGACAAUGACAAUGAAGAGGAUAAAGAAGAAGAAGAAGAAGAAGAAGAAGAAGAAGACGCCGUUCCUUUUGCUAAUAGACGAUCAUAGUGGAUCUUCUCUCACGUUCGCCUUCUUUUGCUAAAUAAUGCGAUGUGAUCGGAGCACAUUACUUUAUACGCGUUCUCACGAUCCUAAGAUCUACAAAUGACAAGUAUAAAACCUUUAAUGACGCGUUAAGAAAUUUUCGUUACUCCGGCUUUCGUUGAAUUGUUUUCGCUUAAGUUAGUUUUCACGCUGAUUAAGUGUGAAACAAAUUUCAAUGAAUUUAAGGAUAAAGAAAGGAUAUUGGUAAGAAAGAGAGUAUAAGAGAGACUGAGAGAGAGAAAGAGAGAGAGAGAGAGAGAGAGGAAAGAGUGAGAGUGAGAGAGAGAGAGAGAGAAAGAGAGAGAGAGAGAAAAAGAGAAAAGGGGUAGGGGGGGGAUAGAAUAAAUAGUUAAAAGAGAUCAUUUUUCUGUGAGAAGAAGGGCGUAGGUAAACGAAGCCACACGCGACGUUAUAGAUUAAUGAGAUAUAUAAAAAAAAAAAAAAGCUGCAGCCAAGUAUUAAA
Molecule: messenger RNA, 2951 nt
Organism: Vespa mandarinia (Asian giant hornet)
Lineage: Eukaryota; Metazoa; Arthropoda; Insecta; Hymenoptera; Vespidae
Gene: heph
Product: polypyrimidine tract-binding protein 1 heph
Biological process (GO): mRNA processing
Cellular component (GO): nucleus
Molecular function (GO): RNA binding
Source: RefSeq, a predicted model, not a curated record